This is a messenger RNA of Cercopithifilaria johnstoni, 852 nucleotides long. The record is from the annotation of a GenBank genome assembly. Lineage: Eukaryota; Metazoa; Nematoda; Chromadorea; Rhabditida; Onchocercidae.
AUGACCUCAAAUCUAUCGCAAUACAAUCUGAAAAGUACUGGCGUGAAAAGGUUAAUGAAAGAAGCUGCUGAACUACGCAAUCCAACGGAUAUGUACUAUGCUCAGCCACUCGAAGAUAAUUUGUUUGAGUGGCAUUUUACUGUCCGUGGGCCAGCCGAGACGGACUUCGAAGGUGGUAUUUAUCAUGGACGAAUACUUUUGCCAAUGGAUUAUCCUAUGAAACCACCAAGCGUUAUAUUGCUUACGCCGAAUGGUCGCUUCCAGUUAAAUCAGAAGAUAUGCCUUAGCAUUUCAGGUCAUCAUCCCGAAUCAUGGCAACCAUCAUGGUCUAUUCGGACCGCACUUUUGGCUCUUAUUGGUUUCAUGCCUACAGAUGCAGCUGGUGCAUUAGGCUCAUUGGAGUACCCACCAGAAGAACGCCGGAAGCUCGCUAAAAUAAGCCAUGAAUGGGUUUGUAAAGAAUGUGGCCUUUGUAUGCGAAAUGCAUUAGCAAGUGAAACAGUGUGUGACAACAACGCGGAUGCCAUAGAAGCGCGGCGUUUGACUACGCAGAUUUCAAUUAAAGAAGACAAAGAAGCAAUGAGUAAUCAAAAUUUGUUCGUUGUGAAUGAUAUGGCACUGAGAAAUGAUAUUGUGGCGGACAAUUCUGCUGUUACGUCUGAAGCUUUACGUCAUAGGCAGUUGCCUUCUCAAUCACACGAAAGAUCUAUCACCUCUGUCAGCAGCAAUGAUUUAGAAUUAACAUCACAUCGCUAUUCCUGGCAGUUAAUUUUUAUCUGGUUUUUUUCUGUGAUUAUCAUAAUUUUGAUUUUAAGAAGAGUAUUUUUUGUACAAAAUGGCGCUAUAGCUUAA